AUGACGAAAAUGAUGAACUUCUCUCGGCCCCAAGUGUUCAUCAGUUUCAGAGGUAAAGGUCAAAGAGACAAAUUAGUGAGCUUUCUUAAAAAGCAAUUAGAGAGGAGCGAUAUCAACUUUUUCAUGGACGAGAACGAGGUAAGAGGGAUGCCGCUCACUACACUCUUCGAACGAAUCAGAGAGUCAAGUGUUGCACUCGUCUUUUUCUCAGACAAGUACCCCGAGUCAUGUUGGUGCUUAGACGAGCUCGUUGAGAUCAAGAAGCAAAUGGAGAAAGGAUCUCUUGUCCCUUUCCCAAUAUUCUACAAAGUGAAAGCUGAGACCAUCAAGAGACAGACUGGUUGCUUCGGUAACUCUCUCCUCAGAACCGAGGAUCUAGUUCGCAAGAAAGUUGAUCGGGGAAGCUACAAGUCGAUACUUGAAACAGAGGCUGUGAUUUGGGAACGGAGGCAAGCUCUCGUCUCUGUUGGAGGAAGAAUGGGGUUUUCUUAUAAACAUAGCUCUGAUGAGGCUUUCGUUAGUGAUCUUGUGGUCAAACUUAAGGAACUGUUAGACUAUAUUCCUUCUUCAAGAAAUUAUCAGAUUGUCAUAGAGAAUCCUCUGAUGCAUCCUCAGGAGGCAGAGACGUCUUUAUUACUAAACCUUAAGAAAUCGGAUCUUGAUGGCGCCGUUUCCCUGGCCACUGAUCAUUUUGUGUUUCUUGACCUGAACUCACUUAAGAACUCUCUCCUUGCUCAGCGACUAAUCGAGAAGGAUCAAGCUGGAAAGUUUUUCUUGGUAUUGUUAGGUUCUCUAAAAGACUACAAUAAGGGCUUUGCUUUCAAGCCUCUCUUGUUUCCCAAGAAACCUCAGCAGUUUGCAGAUGUGGUAGCAAUUGGAGAGAGUAAUGACAAUUUUCAGAACCUUCCUGACGAAGAUAACAACUUUGAUGAUGUUUUCACCUGCUUUUCAUUGUUAUGUAACUUUAUCAAGGGUUUUUUGAUGAAGAUAUCUAGCCCUCCGUCUCGAAGAGUAUCCAUCAGUUUUGGCGAAAAGCAACUCAGGGAAAACCUAGUGAGCUUUCUGAAAACUGAACUGGAAUCAAACCGAAUCUCAGUGUGUGUAGAGGAUGAGAUGAAGAAGAGGAUCAAAGAGUCAAAGGUUGCAAUAAUCAUCUUCUCGGCCAAGUAUCCUGAGUCACAACAUUGUCUUGAUGAGCUCGUUGAGAUCAAGAAGCUUAUGGACACAGGAGAGAUCGAUCCCUUCCCCAUUUUCUACAAGUUGAAGGCUGAAUCAGUUAAGGUAAUAAAGGGAUGGUUCCGUAAUAGGCUUCUCAAGAUAGAGGAAAAAGUGCGUAAAAACGUCAAUAGGGGAAAUGAUAACUCUAUACUUGAUACCGAAGCUAGAAUCUGGGGAUGGAGAGAAGCUCUUGCUUCUCUUGUCUCAAGACCAGGCUUGAGCUAUCAACAUAGCUCUGAUUCACUGUUCGUCACUGAUGUCGUAACCAAGGUAAAGGCACUGUUUACAUUUAGGGAGAGGCAGAAGAGCUCUACAGAAGCAGCAACAACAGCAGUCAAAUGCCUUGGUGAUGUCUUAUUCCACUCCCUAACUUCGUUCUUAGAAGCUCUAAACCUUGAAAUUACAGAUAUUGAAGGCUUCACAGAGAUCGCCAGUGGUUUCGUGUCUCUGAGCUUGAAAAGACACACUAAUCUAGUGUUCCUCAAAUUAAGUUGUCUUGAUAAUUUGGUCCGAUUUCAGCAUUCUGAUUCGUUCGAAUUCCUUAAAGAGGGUUUUGCUUCGAACCCUUCAGGUGUCAUCAGAUUUGAAGAGCCUUCUCUGUUCUUGGAAUUAGCAUCCAAUCAAUCGUCUGAGAAUAGUCUUAUUGUCUCACCUCAGAAUCAUAAACACUGAAGUAACCAUUUCCACUGUAUAAAUCACUAGUAAGUUCGAAAUAUACUGUUUCCUACUACAUUAGAGAAUCCCUCCUCGUAUACUGAAAUUGACAGAUGAUACAACUUUGGUAG
This is a messenger RNA of Eutrema salsugineum, 2003 nucleotides long. RefSeq lists its product as uncharacterized. The record is from RefSeq and is a predicted model, not a curated record. The transcript has 6 exons. Bases 1 to 1890 code for a protein of 629 amino acids. Gene Ontology annotation, biological process: signal transduction. NCBI's taxonomy places the organism in Eukaryota, Viridiplantae, Streptophyta, Magnoliopsida, Brassicales, Brassicaceae.